Messenger RNA from Macrosteles quadrilineatus (aster leafhopper), 1196 nucleotides. Its product is annotated as LETM1 domain-containing protein 1. Bases 139 to 1167 code for a protein of 342 amino acids. The transcript is spliced from 7 exons. Gene Ontology annotation, cellular component: mitochondrial inner membrane. The record is from RefSeq and is a predicted model, not a curated record. Lineage: Eukaryota; Metazoa; Arthropoda; Insecta; Hemiptera; Cicadellidae. Gene Ontology annotation, molecular function: ribosome binding. Gene Ontology annotation, biological process: intracellular monoatomic cation homeostasis.
CUGUAAAUUUAGAGACCAAACGGUUUUGUGUCAAUUUAACCUUAAUGUGUUAUUUUUUACCUAUAUUGCAACAUUGUUUGUAAACACCACUAUAACAUGACAUUUUGAAUUUAAUAUUAAUUUUUAUUUGUUUAAAGAAUGGUAAUUAGUUAUCUAUUACGGACUAGGGUUAGAUUUUUAUUGGAUUCUUCUUUCAACAGUCACAGAAGGUGUGUUCACAAUGAAGCCUCCAAGGAAAGAGAGAAGCAGAUACGCAAUUAUGUACUGUCAAGGUACAUGCAGUAUGUACAGCAAUAUGCCGAUGUUUUGGAAAAAAGAUUUCCAACAGCGAUACGAGUUUAUAGAGUUUUCACAAUUGGAGUCAAGGACUUUUACGGUGACCUGAAAGUAUUUUUAGCUUUAUUUCACAAAGUGAAUCUUACGUCUAAGGGAUUAGAAGCUUUAACUAGAAGAGAACUGGAGAUAUAUCACAAAAUGCCGAAGGAUAUGGUUAGAAUUGCUCCAGUCCUGUUGUUAUCUGCGUUACCUUUUGCAAACUAUGUUAUUUUUCCUCUUGCCUACUAUUUCCCGCGGCAUCUGCUCACGUCGCAUUUCUGGUCGCUGCAGCAGCGCCACGAGUUUGCACUUAUCGACCACCGCAAUCGUUUACAUCACUUCAAGGGCGUGUUUCGAGCCCUGCAGUGGCAGAUGGAGAAUUUGAAGGACCACAAGCUGUAUUGUCAUUGGGAAUCCGUCAUUGGGUGUCUUGGUUCAGGGCUGCACCCGAACACUGAAGAGGUCCUUGAGUGCAAAACUUUGUUUGCGGAGGCGCCUUACCAUUUGAACUGCAUCUAUUCUAGUCAUGUGAAAGAGUUGCUGAGGUCUCAUGGGAUGCACACUGGAUGGCGUCGUCGUAGAAGGUUAGCGGAGAGAGCCAAGCUGGUGCAGCUGAUGGACCAAGCCAUCUGCAGGGAGGGGGGAGUCAGCAGCCUCAGUCAGGACGAGAUAAGAGCGGCUUGCCUAUUCCGGGGCCUAAACCCGGCCAACAUGAAGAGAGCCGAUAUGGAAGCUUGGCUCCAAGAUUGGUUGUACGUGUCCCAGAACCUGACCAAGGACUGUAGAUCCCUUGUGCUACAUUGUCCUAUAUUGUUGGCCUACAACCACCCUUCCAACUGGGUGUUGCGAUAGUGAUGUUACCGAUCAAUAAACUUAUUUAU